AUGGACGCUCUCCAGCAACAGUCGACGGCGCGACCCUUGGUCCGUACGCCGCAAAGCCAAGCGGCGCCCGGCAGGACCUCGCCGGCACUGCUUGGUGGCGGCACCGUGCCGCCCGUGACCUCGUUUCUGAGAAGCCUACGUCUGCUGGACCUUGAUCUGCUGCCGGAUUGGCCUGGCAUAUCCGUCGACACGUUUGCUGCCACAGCCGCGAACACAGGCGUGCAGGCUCAGAAGAGGCGCAUACGCUGCGUAGAAUGGGCCCUCUUUCGCCUCUUUACCUUGUGGGAUCCCGAAAUGGCGGCAGGUAAACUCAAGCCCUUCUUCCCACCUCUCAACCAGAUCCAGUCACUCAGCCUCCGCGCCGCCCUCCUACGCGCCCUCGAGCAGGCAAAGAAGAUGGGCGUCCUCGGUCGCGACGCCGUCAUCCGCAAGACGAUGCUCGACGAGUGCAAGGGCGAGAGGCUCGAGGAGGUCCUCGCAAACUUUUCCAUGGCCAUUCUAAGGAAGAUGACGGCCGCUCACAUUGAAUCAGGGAAUACCUGCCCUUCUGUGGCCGUUGGGCUGGCACUUGAGAACAAGGGGCUUGCUGUGGAUGACGCGCAGCUAUCCUUGUUGACGAUGGCGCACAAGGCUGACCUGCGCCGGUUCAUUGCCCGAAAGGAGGUGGCGAGGGCAAGAUAUUGUCAUUUUGCUGAGUUUCUGGCCGCCAAGGAACAUGAUCUGGCGCGACGAGAUGAAGAAAUAUGUGCGAAAGAGAAGGACGGCGUGGAAAAGUACCCUGGCCACCACGGGGAUGACAUGCGGCAGACGGUUAGGAACAACUGGCACGGCGACGAGAGAUGGAUGAACACACUUUUGCUUGGGCACUCGGGUCUAAGCGUCGGCGGAAUUCAAGACGCAUCCUUUGGCAGCAUCUGGCAACGAGUCCAGCAGGGAGAACUGGAUGAGCUCGACGACGACAACGGCAGCCUCCUGAAACAACUCGACGACAGGGUAAGGCUGCAGAAGGAGCGGCUUGCGAGAUGGGACACUUUUCGCCGCAAGAUGCACCAAAACCGAGCCCAGAUAUCACCGCCAAUCUGCACAUCUCCGGAACGGAAGGGGUCCGUGUGCAUCGGCAUCAAAUUUGAUGCGCACCAGCACCUCCAGAUCCAAAGUCCUACUCUCCCACGCUCAACAGUCCCCGGUAUGCAAAUGAUUACUGUGGCAGACGAAUAUAAGCAGCUCAUGGAUGAGCUGACGAAAGAGUUGGCGGAGAUACGUUGUCGCAAGCCACACACAAUGGCGUUUCUGGAAAGCCGUCCGACGUGGUCUAUUGAUAGGAUCAAGAACAAGUCUAAUUCCGAGUCUGAGAUCCUUGACCCAGAAGACAAACCGGAGGGGUUUUCGAAGAAGCUAACGUCACGAACAACAACCUCGAGCCGCCCAGUCAUAGACCAUCUGCCACACCCAGGCGAAGCUCAGACCGAGCAUGAAUUCUAUCCUUCGACAGACGCAACCUCACAUCGCAUUGCUCAAGUCAAAGGCGAGAGUGAGUCAGAGAUGGUCGAUGCGUCGCACCACCAAAAUCUUUGGGACGCUUGCUCGCCACCGAGUCCGUCUCCUGCUCCGCAGACAAGUCUCCCAUGGGAUCCAAUAGAGGUCCAGGGCACUCGAAUGCAAGCGCAGAAACCGGCCGACAGGAUGCGCAAGUCGAUGGACAGCGCCCCCUCUUCUCCAACCGAGUCCUUAAAGCCACUGCAAUCUCUCUCACUCGCUCAGCGGACACGUCUCUCCAUGGCUAAAAUCAGCUCCACUUUUGAAGACACGGGGGAGCUUGAGCAGCCGCCAGCAUCCAACCCGACUUUCGGCAGGACUGAUGCUCUCAAUUUCUCUGCCAAGAAACCAUCGUCUGCGGUUGAUGAUGGCGUCGAGCCAGGGGACGAUCUUAUUGCGCGCACUCGUCGCAGCAUGGUGGGCAUCGAAAAGGCCAAACAAAAGGCUCAGCUUGAGAGGCAUAGAUCGCUACAGAAGUCCAAGGUAUCGUCUCGCAGGGAGGGAAAUUGCUUUCCUGUGGUGCACGAGGAUUCAAAGGACGUAACCAUGUUGACGGAACAGAUGCUGAGGGAGGAGGAUAUGGAGUCGGUGUUUCGGUCGAGGCCCAGAGUGAAGACGAGCCCGCCAGCCAGCCCGACGAAGUGGUGA
This is a messenger RNA of Drechmeria coniospora, 2184 nucleotides long. RefSeq lists its product as uncharacterized. Lineage: Eukaryota; Fungi; Ascomycota; Sordariomycetes; Hypocreales; Ophiocordycipitaceae. The transcript is spliced from 2 exons. The coding region runs from base 1 to 2184 and encodes 727 amino acids. The record is from RefSeq and is a predicted model, not a curated record.